This is a messenger RNA of Globicephala melas (long-finned pilot whale), 5188 nucleotides long. It is a transcript of the gene PLVAP, whose product is annotated as plasmalemma vesicle associated protein. The record is from RefSeq and is a predicted model, not a curated record. Gene Ontology annotation, biological process: positive regulation of cellular extravasation; regulation of vascular permeability. NCBI's taxonomy places the organism in Eukaryota, Metazoa, Chordata, Mammalia, Artiodactyla, Delphinidae.
CAGAGAGGACAGGCUCUUCCCCCCCCCCCCCGCCCACAAAGGGCUCUCCUUGCCUCCUCUGUCAACUCCAAAAGCCCAAAAACUUAAUUUCCUUUGCAUUUAACCAAAACCCAAACACGUUGGCAUAAAAGUGGAGGGUUUUCUGAACUUUGCUGAAAUUUUUCUUCGCCAGAAAUAUCGCUUCCUCCAGAACCUUCCUGAAGUUCUGUGAGAGUUUUUAAAAACCUCGUGUCUCCUUGAGAACUUCAGUGUCGGUCUUCAGAGUGACACAGAGCUGACUUCCUCAGGACAGUCUUCCCGUCUCUGCCCAAACAAUCAAAUGAAACCAAAUGGAUUGUUUUUAAUUUAGAAAACAAUAAUUAAAAUCGAAGUCCCUCCAAAGGAAUUCAGAGAGAUUCAUGCACAAAAUUUCCUGUCACUAUGACAAAUGGUUUUCAGGGAAAAACCAAAUGCUCACCUCAUUCGAUGCAUUUGACCUCAUGUGAAUUCGAAGACCAGUUGCUCACCUCCUCCCUCUGGAAUUUUCUGGCCAGGAAUUCAGGCAGAACGUGUUCAGAGAGUCUGUUUUUAGAAAUUUUAGAUUCUGCUGGCAGGAGUGUCAAUGGAAACAACCUCUUUGGAGGACAAAUUGAUGACAGCUGUCAAAAUGUAAAAUGUUAUUGCUUUAGGACCCAGCAAUUUCACUUGUGGAGAUUUGAUAUCAAGUCUUAUUUUGUUCACUGAAACAAAAAAUUUAGAAACAGUCUAAGUGCCCAUUGGUAAUUAUUAUGGUAAUGUAUGUGCUGAAAACCUAAACAGCGGUCAAAAGGAAUCAACAAUCUCAAAGUCAUAAUGUUGAGCAAAAAGAGGAAGUUUCAUCAUUACCUUUUCCAUUUAAAAAAAAAAUCUAGCUUUUAAAACAAAUUAUUGGAAAAAGAAACAUUACAAAGCAAAGUUGUGAGAUCAAAUUGCCAAAAAGAAUGUUAUUUUUGAGCUUGAUACAAAAGACAUUAGUGUGUAUGUUGAAAACUCUUGUCCUUACACUGUGGCGGUUGCUCAAAAUUGUAGCACAUCAGGUCUAGAGUGGCUUUUUGGUUUUCCAGGAGUUUAUGGUUGCCUUUCUUUUCCCUUGACAACAGAUAUCAUGUUCAUACAUACAUAUAUGCAACAUCUUCAAUAUACAGUGAAAGAUAGCCAAGAUCUUAAGUUCAUACCAAGACUGUCACACCUCCUGGCAUUGGCCUAAGCACUGCCCCCUUGCCUGAGCUCUCAACUGGACCCUUGUCACCCAGGCUCUACCCCUGUCAUGCCCCCUUUCCCCUGGUGAUCCCACAGGCCCAGGGCAACAACAGCGGGGACAGUGUCCCUCCCCUGUGUCUCAUUUCCCCAGCCUCACAUCAGAGGCUGUGCAUGAUCCAGCCCCACCUUAAAAAAUGACCACCUUUUAUUAAGGUUAACUGUGUGCCAGGCACUGUGACAAGUGUCUCACAACUGGCUUUGUUGCCUCCACUUUAGACAGGAGAAAACUGAGGCUCAAGGAGGAGAAGUCGCUUGUCCCAGGUCUUACAGCGGUAGGUGGCCCAGCCAGAACUUAACUCCAGAGGCCUGCAUUGAAACCAUGUAUUCACUCUGCCUACGUGACUCCCCAUUAAUGCAGAUGGGAGAUGUCCUCCUCCCACCCUGCUCCAGGGGACUCUGGGUGGGCCUGGCCAACCCAGAGAAAUAGCUAGUUGGGCACCACUUGCAGCCCCCAACCCUCCUCCCUCCCAGUAGUGGCUGGGAAGGGUCCGGAAUCAGGAAUCAAUGGGUAGCUGCAAAGGCCAAAGGUCAGACAGGGGUUUCCUGCCCAUCCCUGGGAACUUCCUCCAUCCCGACCCAACUCCCACCUCCUUGAUGAACACCACCCUGGAGGACCCCUCCCCGCUCAACUACCCCCCACUCCACUCUCCUGGCUAAUAGGGGGCUGGGUCCCCAUGCCACCGCCUUCAGCCUGCUGUGCCCCCCACAGGCAGUGGACAGCAACUGUGUUAUCGUCACCCACCCAUGGUCCAGCCUCCUUUCCAUCCCCUUGCCCCGUUCCCCUCGGAUCCUGUCAGCCUUGACCCCAUGGGGCUAGGGGCUGUGUCCCACUCUGUCUCCCCAAGACUGAGGACCCCUCACCGCCAGGCCUGGGGCUCUUGGUGAGGCCUCUGGCAUCACCCAGCAUAGGGGUUUUCCCUGGAGCUCCUGGAUCUGGGGGGACAUGUAGGAGGGCAUACCCAGAAUCCUUUGCUCCUUGGUCCCGAAACCCCUUCCUUGCCCACCUGGGGGUGACCCACAGUGAAGCCUGACCCCCUCUAUCUGGCGCUUCCCCUUCACCAUCUCACAGAGCCCCAAGAUGAGGUUUCCAGCAGGAAAUGGUAGUAAUAAUAGCAACGGCAAAUCAUUUCUCCCAGCCCCCUCCCCGGCCCUGGGACCUGGUACUGUGCCCACCUCAUCUCACAGAGGGGAAAACCGAGACAGGAGAAGCCCCUCACUCAAGCUCACCCUGGCCCCAGGUUCACUGCUGCCUGUGCUUACUAAGCGCCUACACGAGCCAGGCAUUGGGUGGGAUGACAGCUAGGGGAACCCGCGCCACCACCACCCACCCAUCAGCCCUCCGUGAGGCCUUCCUGUGCCAAUUACUGAGCACCCACUGUGUGCCUGGCCCUCAGCUAAGCGCUCCGCACAAUUUAGCUCCUGUAAUCAUCACUGCCAUGUAAGGUGGGUACACAUCUGUAGCCAGCCCUCCCUGAGGGGAGGUGAGUCCAGCUCUGUGAACGACCAGAGUGAGACACCCAGGUGGUGCUUUCUCCUCCCAUCGUCUCGGUAUCCUCCUCCCCACGAUGGGGAUGUCGACAUGAGGUCACAGGCAGGUGAGACCAGCUCUGGGCACAAAGCAAGGGCAGGUGGGGAAAAUGAGGCUCAGCAAGGCCGAGAAGGCCUGGUCCCCUCGCCGGUGCCCCACCCAGCGUUAAUCAGAGAGGCCCAGACGUGACAUGGUGCCCUCCCCCCUUCCCUUCACAGCCCGGGUGGGAGUGUUGUGAUAACCCACAGCCCCCGUUUCCUCCUGGCCAGGAAGGAGCCAGGCAGAGGAAGUAUUAAGAGGAGUAAUAUAAACACUUCCCCCCUCCCCCCUGCCGUGGCAAGGUCUAGAAGGGGCAGAAGCCACCACCCAGAGCAGACCAGCCAGCAGAGCAGUGCCGGCGCACCGGGCAGAAGCUGGGAGGAGAUGGGCUCGGCGAUGGAGCACGGGGGACCCUAUUCACGGGCGGGGGGCAGCCCGAGGGGCUGCUGGUACUACCUGCGCUAUUUUUUCCUCUUUGUCUCGCUCAUCCAAUUCCUCAUCAUCCUGGGCCUUGUCCUCUUUAUGGUCUACGGCAACGCGCACGUGAGUACCGAAUCCAACCUGCAGGCCACCGAGCGCCGGGCUGACGGCCUCUACGGCCAGGUGGUGGGGCUCACAGCCUCCCAGGCCAACCUGUCCGAGAAGCUCAACCUCACCUCCCGCGCCAAGGAUGCCAUCAUGCUGAUGCUGCUAAACGCCCGCCGCGACCUGGACCGAAUCAACGCCAGCUUCCGCCAGUGUCAGGCCGACCGGGUGAUCUACAUGAACAACGAGCGGUACAUGGCUGCCAUCAUCUUGAGUGAGAAACAAUGCCAAGAACAACUCAAAGAAAGUAACAAGAGCUGCGAUGCUUUGGCCCUCACACUGAACCAGAAAGCCAAGACACUGGAGGUGGAGCUGGCAAAGGAGAAGGUGGUAUGUACCAAAGACAAGGACAGUCUGGCGUUGGGCAAGCGAGCGAUGGAGGAACAGCUGGCCGAGUGCAGCAAAGCCCAGGAGCAGCAGCGGCAGGAGCGACAGCUGGCCGAGGACCGUCUGCAGAAGGUGCAGGCCCUCUGCCUCCCGCUGGACAAGGACAAGUUUGAGAUCGAGCUGCGCAACCUCUGGAGGGACUCCAUCAUCCCGCGCUCCCUUGAAAGCCUGGGCUACAGUAUGUUCCAUCCCCUUGGCUCGGAACUGCCCUCCAUCCGGAGAACCUGCGACCACAUGCCCACCCUCAUGAGCUCCAAGGUGGAGGAGCUGGCCCGGAGCUUGCGGGCUGGCAUCGAGCGUGUGACCCGUGAGAACUCGGACCUCCAGCGCCAGAAGCUGGAGGCCGAACAGGGUCUGCGCGCCAGUCAGGAGGCCAAGGAGAAGGUGGGGAAGGAGGCCCAGGCCCGGGAGGCCAAGCUCCAGGCUGAAUGUGCCCGGCAGACCCAGCUGGCCCUGGAGGAGAAAGCAGUGCUGCGGAAGGAGCGUGACAACCUGGCCAAGGAGUUGGAGGAGAAGAAGCGGGAGGCUGAGCAGCUCAAGAUACAGCUGGCUGUCAGCAACUCGGCCCUGGACACCUGCAUCAAGGCGAAGUCGCAGUCAAUACCAGUGCCAAGACCUGCAGGCCCUGCCCCCAAUCCCCCGCCCAUUGACCCAGCUGGGCUGGAGGAAUUCAAGAGGAGGAUCCUGGAGUCCCAGCGACCCCCUGCCAGCAGUGUCUUAGCAUCAGCUAGUGGCUGAGGAGGCUCUAGGCCCCGAGGACCGAGGGGUGGCCCCGACUCACCGGUCUGGAGACUAGGUGCAGCGAGACGCCCACGGCGAGGGACACAGCCAGGGUGGAGUCAGAUAACGCACGCACGACAAAGGGGGCGCCCUUGGCCUGCGUCCUCUGCUCAUCCUCCGCCACACCGCACCCACACCCCCUAACACUCUCUCCGCACCACACAAUCCCUCACCCCCUAGAUGCCGGGACGACGUCACAGAUGCAGUGACAUCAAUCACACAGACGUGGUGGUGACGUCACACAGAGACAAGGCAAUGACAUCACAGAGAUACACGGCGCCAUCACACACGCACUUUCUGCCCAGCCCUUGCCCAGAAUCACAUCCCUUUGUGCACGCGGGUCAAGGCACCCACAGCAUCCCACACUCAGCUGGAGCAUCUUAGCGCUCCAGGUCUGGGGGAGUGAGAACAGGAAGACAUUCACCUUCGUCCUCCCCUGAGAGUUUCCAGGCCCCCAAGAGAGGGAGCAUCUGGUCCAGGGGACCCCUCAGAGCCCACGAGGGUGCUGCCCCUUCACUCUCUCUCCCCUCCAUAUCCAGCCUUGCCUGUGACCCAUAUAAAUGUUAGUGGCACUAAAUAAAUGUUAUCAAA